GGGUGCUGGAGGGGCGGUCUCGAAGGCUCCUAGGGGCCCCGCUCCCUGAUUGGCUUCUCGGUCCAGACACACGGCCUGCACGCUGAAUGGCUGCGCGGCUACCUGUCUCGAGCUCCGAUUGGAUGCGUGGCGCCUCCCCUGAGUGAUAGGUCAGGACCACCGCCCCCCUGGCUCCCCAUUGGCUGCUCGGCGAAGCCCGGUCUCCGGGUAAGAUGGCAGCGGACGGACAGUGCUCGCUCCCCGCUUCAUGGCGGCCGGUGACCCUCACCCACGUCGAAUAUCCUGCAGGUGAUCUCUCCGGCCACCUCCUUGCCUACCUGAGCCUCGGCCCUGUGUUCGUCAUCGUCGGCUUUGUGACGCUCAUCAUCUUCAAGCGGGAGCUGCACACGAUCUCUUUCCUCGGGGGCCUGGGACUGAACGAGGGAGUCAACUGGCUGAUCAAACACGUCAUCCAGGAGCCACGGCCCUGCGGAGGCCCCCACGCAGCCGUGGGCACUAAGUACGGGAUGCCCUCGAGCCAUUCCCAGUUCAUGUGGUUCUUCUCUGUCUACUCCUUCCUCUUCCUGUAUUUAAGAAUGCACCAGACAAAUAACGCCAGGUUCCUAGAUUUGCUGUGGAGGCACGUGCUGUCCCUGGGGCUCCUCACCGCGGCCUUUCUGGUCUCCUACAGCAGGGUCUACCUGUUGUACCACACCUGGAGCCAGGUGCUGUAUGGGGGCGUCGCUGGAAGCCUCAUGGCCGUCGCCUGGUUCAUCUUCACCCAGGAGGUCCUCACCCCACUGUUCCCCAGGAUAGCAGCCUGGCCUAUCUCUGAGUUCCUCCUGAUCCGGGACACGAGCCUCAUCCCCAACGUGCUCUGGUUUGAAUACACAGUGACCCGAGCAGAAGCCAGGAACAGACAGCGCAAGCUGGGGACGAAGCUGCAGUGACUGGUGGGCGUGGCUGGGUCCAGCCUCCACAUCUGGGCUGCGUGACGCCUUGCAGGGUGGACAGCAUGACAGACAGAGGGACGAAGCAGAGACCUCUACAGACCCAAGUCACCAAGCGGAGCCUUUUUGUUUCCUUCUUUUCAUUUUAAUGGACCAGGUGGACCAAAGGGCUGAGCCAGCCCCUCAGGCAGGACCCUGGGAGGGCCUGCUGCCCAGGGCCACGUGGCCAGAGACCCUCGCUGUCUCUGCCAGUCCCCGGCAGGGUGGAGCGCGCCCUUGGCACGGGCACCAGGGUGUGGGGAGAGCGGGGGCUUGCGCCUCUGGGCUUGGGACCAGGAGCUCCAAGGGGCGUGAGAUGCGCGCACUAUUUAUUGUUUGUCAAAGGCAGGAGGGGUCUGGAGAGGGGCCGGGAGAGCCGGCGCGGCGGCUCCCGUGUGCAGGGCGGCCUCCCGCCGCCUGUCCCAGGACCUCUCAGUGUUUCCGAAGGGGCAGGGCUGGAGCAAGCAUGCGGCUGGCCUCAUUGUGUUGUUCCCGGCCCCGCCCCACACCACAAGGGCUUCCUCUGGUCCCCUGUCCCCACGACAACUGUCCCUUUCAGACGAAAGAGCCUGCACAUGUGGGUGCGCACACCCAGGCUGUUUACAGCUCUUUCUGUCCCACGGUAGCAGUCAGUCCCCAGCCGGCUUGAACAAGCACCAGGGGCCAGAGCCGGCCGAGCCCACCUUCCCUGUGUGUGCGCGAACUGUCCUGGUCCCCACCCGGGGACCUGUUUGGGACCACCCUCGGGCCUGGGGCCUUGGGCUCAGGAGGACAUCUGAGGGACCUGUAGGUCACUGCAGCGCUGUGGGCAGAUGCGCGCAGACUCCCGAAGUGUCCAGAACUGUGCCCGCCCCACGGACCUGUGUCUGACACCCCCUUUUCUUUGUGGAGGUUUCUAACCUGCUGCUGAAGCACAAUUUUUUGGUGCUUUCUUUUCUCAUUCAUUUAAGGCAGUGUCCAAAGCCAUUCUAGAUGCCCGGACCAGGGCUGACUUCUAGAAGGUAGGUCAGUGCCCACGUUUCCCUCCUCUCCCCUUAGGAUUUUUAUUUUGUACUUUUUUGCCUGAGAUAAGCCAAGUGUGAGGUGGUUUGAUUUCAGAAAAAAACAAAACAAAACAAAACAAAAAAAAAAAACCAAUGAAAUUGUUUACUAUUGUUUUAAAAUAAAAUCUUAAACUCUGGUGGCUGGAGCAUGUGCCGACUGAGCUCGAGAGGCUUUGGGGACAUGUGCCCCCUGGACAGGGGUACGGUUGAGACCAUAAAAUUAUAAGCAUCUCUGCAAGGUAUUUAGUCCCAGCUGGGUGUGGUGCUGUACACGCGUAAUUUCAAAACUCUGGGAGGCUGAGGCAGGAGGAUUAUAAAUUCAAGC
Molecule: messenger RNA, 2336 nt
Organism: Chinchilla lanigera (long-tailed chinchilla)
Lineage: Eukaryota; Metazoa; Chordata; Mammalia; Rodentia; Chinchillidae
Gene: Dolpp1
Product: dolichyldiphosphatase 1
Exons: 8
Coding region: 213-929 (238 amino acids)
Biological process (GO): lipid biosynthetic process; protein N-linked glycosylation
Cellular component (GO): intracellular membrane-bounded organelle; endoplasmic reticulum membrane
Molecular function (GO): dolichyldiphosphatase activity
Source: RefSeq, a predicted model, not a curated record